AUCUUCUCUUCUGUCCAGACAAUAGUUCACGAUAUAAAUGAGUGAUCGCGUCCAAAACAGCCUCUCUCAUACUCUUACUGCUUCUUCGUCUUCCUCUUCCUACAGUACUCGUCCUUUCGAAAGCAUCGAGCCCAUCUCUCAGAACACCACCAAAUCCUCUCACCGUCUGAGCGCAAAACUGCUCCGCUCCAAAUCUCCUAUCCCCAUCGAUAUUCCCGAUCGCAGAGAACCAAACACUUCAGACCCCCUCUACCAGACAAUGUCGCGCAGUUACCCUUCAGCUUCAACUUCCGCAGACAUGCCCCGCCGCUCUGCCAGCCCCGUGCGCUCUCCCCAGUCUCCCACCAGCCCUCGUCACUCUCGCAACCAGCGAGACUCACGCUCUCACCAUUCGAGACGCAGCAGCGAUGAUUACCGUCGCUACCGGGGCACAGUCAACCACUACGGCCGUCACUCGAAUGACUGGCUCUUUGGCGGAUUCAGUCUGCGUGACACUGUCCGCGAUGGAGUUGAGCGACUGCGUCACCAUGGUCGCCACGAUGAGAAGGAGAGCUGAAUGAAUCUGAUAUCGCUCUUCGCUUCCCUCUCUCUCGACUUUCGUCUUUCGAUUCUGGCACGCAUGAUGCUAUCCCGAUGAAUUCAGAAACUCGCAAGUGACUUUAACCCCGGGCCAUGAAAAGUACACCAUGUCGCCCAGGGACUAUCGGUCACCAUCGUCUCUAGACGGGCAGCUCAGAUGCUGCACCAACAUCAACAUCGACAGUCUGUAUCCUGUCAAAGGAAUACAGCCAGCAGAUUCCACCGAUUUCGGAUUUUUAAACCGAUAAACCACACUCCUCCGGGGUGACCAUUUGGUGUUUUUGGGGGAUAUCCAGGUUAUCCACAGUUUCGAGGAAUCGAUUCCCUGUCAUUCUCCGGUUUUCGGAUAUUUCUUCCUGUUUCUAAUCCCCUUGCGGGAAUAUGGUUUAUCGAUGCUCUGCGAGAGUAC
Messenger RNA from Aspergillus wentii DTO 134E9, 988 nucleotides. RefSeq lists its product as uncharacterized. NCBI's taxonomy places the organism in Eukaryota, Fungi, Ascomycota, Eurotiomycetes, Eurotiales, Aspergillaceae. Bases 38 to 556 code for a protein of 172 amino acids. The record is from RefSeq and is a predicted model, not a curated record. The transcript has a single exon.